AAAAAAGGUCAAUUUUUGGAAAUGUUUUGUACCAUAUGAGAUUAUCAAACAAAUGCUGGAACUGACAUGUAGGGAACAUGUAAGGAAUGCAUUUAGACUUUAUUCCAGUAUCAGUGUUAAUCAACAACAUAUUAAAAUACAUCACAAUAAUGAGUGUUAAAAAUCCAAUAAAACAUGAAGAAUUUUCUUCUGAAGAAUAUGCUACAAUAAGAAAAGUUAUACCAGGUUUAAAAGACAAACUAUUUAAAUUUGGACCGAAACAAUUUGUCGAAAGGUUAAAUUACCUAACCUACAAAGACGAAAUAUACAACUUUCCUAUAAGAAAUAGCGAUAUAUGGGUAGUAACAUUACCCAGAUCAGGUACCACGUUAACUCAGGAAAUGGUAUGGCAAAUAUGCAAUAAUUUGGACAUAGAUGGAGCUGGCAGAGAGUAUUUAGUCAAACGCUUUCCAUUUUUCGAAUACGCAGCCAGAUAUGCUGAAGAGGAAGUUAAAAAAAUCGUGGAAUUUAACAAGGGAAACCCGAAAAGAUUUAAUGACGCCCAGGAAAUAUUUACAAAGACAUGGGAUAGAAAUUGGCCUCAAGACAAACAAAGAUUCAUAAAAACUCAUCUACCGAUAUCUUUAUUGCCCCGUGACCUUCUGACCUCAGGAUGCAAGAUAAUAUACGUUGCCAGAAGCCCUAAAGAUAUGAUGGUGUCGAGAUAUUACCAUAGCAGAUGGCUUUUUAAAGAUGGCCAAACUAAUUUUGAGUCGCUCUGGGAAUUGUUGGAGCAAAAUUUGUACAUACCUUUCCCCUAUUGGGACCACAUACAGGAAGGCUGGGAACUAAGAAACAACAAAAACGUGCUGUUCAUGUACUAUGAAGAUAUUGUUAGGUUUCCGAAAGAGGCUAUAUUGAAAACAGCACAAUUUCUAGAAAAACCGUUGACCGCCUCGCAAGUCGACAAACUUGUCGACCAUCUAAAAGUCGACAACUUCAAAAAGAACGAUGCUGUGAACAAGGACUACCAGGAUUUCAUGCCCAAAUCUGCUAUAGAAGUGGAAUUUGUUCGAAAAGGAAAAGUGGGUUCCGCCAAAGAAGAGUUUUUCGACGAAAAACUGAAUAAAAGGGCUGAUGAUUACAUUAGGGAGAUGUACAAAAAAUACGAAUUUAGAUUUCCUAAUAAUACGUAAAUGUUACUUUAAUUUUAUUUUGUUAAAAAUGCUUUAAUUAUGUUGUGUAUGACAUGUAUUAAAAGAAUUUUUGCAUCUUUUCUAUUUUUAAAAUCUCAUCUAGUUACAAAGAAUAUAUAGUUACGAUCAAAUUUAAUACAAGGGCUGAAGUUUAAUAGUAGGUAUAUUACGAUCAAGUUUGAAUAAGUCAAAAAUAAAUAACUUAAGAAACACGUGUAUAUCUACGAACAUUUUCGUAAUUAAGUAUUACAACAAUGUUUAUCUUGAUAAAUAAAGUGUACAUGGAAUCAUAACAAUUAAAAUAAACCAAACUGAUAAGAACCUCGUUUUAAUUUAUUUUAGGGUCAGUGUAAAACACAUUUUAAAUAACAUUACACAAUAACCAUGAGCGUUAAAAAUCCAAUAAAACAUGAAGAAUUUUCUUCUGAAGAAUAUGCUACAAUAAAAAAAGUUAUGCCAGGUUUAGAUUCCAAGCUGUAUAAAUUUGGGGCGAAAAAAUUUACCCAAAGGCCGUAUUACCUAACCUACAAAGACGAAAUAUACAACUUUCCUAUAAGAAAUAGCGAUAUAUGGAUAGUAACAUUACCCAGAUCAGGUACCACGUUAACUCAGGAAAUGGUAUGGCAAAUAUGCAAUAAUUUGGAUAUAGAUGGAGCUGGCAGAGAGUUAUUAGUCAAACGCUAUACAUUUUUCGAAUAUGCAGCCUAUUUUAAUGAGGAGGAAUUUAAAAAACUCGUAGAAUUUAACAAGGACAACCCGAAAAGAUUUCAGGACGUUGAGGAAAUAUUUACAAAUGCAUGGGAUAUAAAUUGGCCUCAAGACAAACAAAGAUUCAUAAAAACUCAUCUACCGAUAUCUUUAUUGCCCCGUGACCUUCUGACCUCAGGAUGUAAGAUAAUAUACGUUGCCAGAAGCCCUAAAGAUAUGAUGGUGUCCAGAUAUUAUUUCAACAGAAAAUUCUUUAAAGAUGGCAAAACUAAUUUUGAGGAGCUCUGGGAAUUAAUGGAGAAAAAUUUAUACCCACCUUUCCCCUAUUGGGACCACAUACAGGAAGGCUGGGAACUAAGAAACAAUAAAAACAUACUCUUCAUGUAUUAUGAAGAUAUUGUUAAGUUUCCGAAAGAGGCAAUAUUGAAAACUGCACAGUUCCUAGAAAAACCUUUGACCGACUCGCAAGUAGACAAACUUGUCGACCAUCUAAAAGUCGACAACUUCAAAAAGAACGAUGCAGUCAACAAGGACUACAAGGACUUCAUGCCCAAACAAGCCAUAGAAAUAGAAUUUGUUCGAAAAGGAAAAGUCGAUUCGGCCAAGGAAGAGUUUUUUGACGAAAAACUCACCAAAAGGGCUGAUGAUUACAUUGAAGAGAUGUACAAAAAAUACGAAUUUAGAUUUCCUAAUUAUACGUAAAUGUUACUUUUUUUUUUUUUAGUUGAUGAAAAAUGCCUCAUUUAUGUGAUAGGAAUUUUAAUUAAAAGAAUUUUUAAAACUUUUUUGUUUUCUAUAUAUAUUCCUAGCCAUUUUUUCUAGGCUUCAUCUUGUUUUACAAAAAAUAUACAGUUACCGUUUAUACAUAUGACACUCUUUUAUCUGGAUAAUAUUGCAAAAUAUUUUUUAAUUAAAAUAAACUACUAUUCUAUUUUUAUUAUAUGUGGGUUGUGGUCGCAGUAAGGAGAUAUUGUGUGGUUUUAAGGGUUUGUAGAAUGUCCCUGUCUUUCAGAGUUCUCUUUCAAACAAUAAGUUAAUGUCGUUUGGGUUACGGUUAUUGUUGUUGCUUUAUCCAAAUGGAUAUCAUUAUUGUUUGACUUUUUUCUGAAAGGAAUAACUGAAGUUACUGACUACUUAAGAAACACGUGUUUAUCUACGAAAAGUAUUACAAUAAUGUUUAUCUUGAUAUAUAAAGUGUACAUAGUAUUUUCUAAAAACGAAAUAAUAUAAUGAUGAUAACAAUUAAAAUAAACCAAACUGAUAAGAACCUCGUUUUAAUUUAUUUAGGGUCAGUGUAAAACACAUUUUAAAUUACAAUACACCACAAUAACCAUGAGCGUUAAAAAUCCAAUAAAACAUGAAGAAUUUUCUUCUGAAGAAUAUGCUACAAUAAAAAAAGUUAUACCAGGUUUCUUAGAUACCAAGCUGUAUAAAUUUGGGGGGAAAAAAUUCGCCCUAAGGUCUCAUUACCUAAACUACAAAGACGAAAUAUACAACUUUCCUAUAAGAAAUAGCGAUAUAUGGAUAGUAACAUUACCCAGAUCAGGUACCACGCUAACUCAGGAAAUGGUAUGGCAAAUAUGCAAUAAUUUGGAUAUAGAUGGAGCUGGCAGAGAGUAUUUAGUCAAACGCUAUACAUUUUUCGAAUAUGCAGCCCGUUUUGAUGAGGACGAAUUAAAAAAACUCUUAGAAUUUAACAAGGACGACCCAAAAAAAUUUCAGGACGCUCAGGAAAUAUUUACAAAGCCAUGGGAUAGAAAUUGGCCUCAAGACAAACAAAGAUUCAUAAAAACUCAUCUACCGAUAUCUUUAUUGCCCCGUGACCUUCUGACCUCAGGAUGCAAGAUAAUAUACGUUGCCAGAAGCCUUAAAGAUAUGAUGGUGUCCAGAUAUUAUUUAAACAGAAAACAAUUUAAAGAUGGCAAAACCAAUUUUGAGGAGCUCUGGGAAUUAAUGGAGAAAAAUUUAUGCAUACCUUUCCCCUAUUGGGACCACAUACAGGAAGCCUGGGAACUAAGAAACAACAAAAACGUGCUGUUCAUGUAUUAUGAAGAUAUUGUUAAGUUUCAAAAAGAGGCCAUAUUGAAAACAGCACAGUUCCUAGAAAAACCUUUGACCGACUCGCAAGUAGACAAACUUGUCGACCAUCUAAAAGUCGACAACUUCAAAAAGAACGAUGCUGUCAACAAGGACUACAAGGACUUCAUGCCCAAACAUGACAUAGAAAUAGAAUUUGUUCGAAAAGGAAAAGUCGAUUCCGCCAAGGAAGAGUUUUUCGACGAAAAACUCACCAAAAGGGCUGAUGAUUACAUUGAAAAGAUGUACAAAAAAUACGAAUUUAGAUUUCCUAAUUAUACGUCGCAGAUCGCAGAACAUAAGCUUGCGCAAAGCACCCAGCUGACAAAAGAACCUUGCUCCAUCGCCACGUCGCUGGGUGCUUUGCGCAAGCUUAUGUUCUGCGAUCGGACCCCUGCGACAAUUGGUCAGUGUAAAACACAUUUUAAAUUACAUUACACCACAAUAACCAUGAGCGUUAAAAAUCCAAUAACACAUGAAGAAAUUUCUUCUGAAGAAUAUGCUCUAGUAAGAAAAGUUAUACCAGGUUUCUUAGAUGCCAAGAUGUAUAAAUUUGGGGAGAAAAAAUUCGCCCUAAGGUCGUAUUACCUAAACAACAAAGACGAAAUAUACAACUUUCCUGAAAUAUUUACAAGGGCAUGGGAUAGAAAUUGGCCUCAAGACAAACAAAGAUUCAUAAAAACUCAUCUACCGAUAUCUUUAUUGCCCCGUGACCUUCUGACCUCAGGAUGUAAGAUAAUAUACGUUGCCAGAAGCCCGAAAGAUAUGAUGGUGUCCAGAUAUUAUUUUAGCAGAAAACUCUUUAAAGAUGGCAUAACUAAUUUUGAGGGGCUCUGGGAAUUAAUGGAGAAAAAUUUAUACCUACCUUUCCCCUAUUGGGACCACAUACAGGAAGCCUGGGAACUAAGAAACACCAAAAACGUGCUGUUCAUGUACUAUGAAGAUAUUGUUAAGUUUCCGAAAGAGGCCAUAUUGAAAACUGCACAAUUCCUAGAAAAACCGUUGACCGACUCGCAAGUAGACAAACUUGUCCACCAUCUAAAAGUCGACAACUUCAAAAAGAACGAUGCAGUCAACAAGGACUACAAGGACUUCAUGCCCAAACAUGCCCUAGAAAUAGAAUUUGUUCGAAAAGGAAAAGUCGAUUCCGCCAAGGAAGAGUUCUUCGACGAAAAACUCACCAAAAGGGCUGAUGAUUACAUUGAAGAGAUGUACAAAAAAUACGAAUUUAGAUUUCCUAAUUAUACCAGUCGUAAAGAACCUUGCUCCAUCGCCACGUCGCGCAAAGCACCCAGCGACGCGUCGCUGGGUGCUUUGCGCAAGCUUAUGUUCUGCGAUCGGACCCCUGCGACAAUUGGUCAGUGUAAAACACAUUUUAAAUUACAAUACACCACAAUAACCAUGAGCGUUAAAAAUCCAAUAAAACAUGAAGAAUUUUCUUCUGAAGAAUAUGCUACAAUAAAAAAAGUUAUACCAGGUUUCUCAGAUACCAAGCUGUAUAAAUUUGGGGGGAAAAAAUUCGCCCUAAGGUCUCAUUACCUAAACUACAAAGACGAAAUAUACAACUUUCCUAUAAGAAAUAGCGAUAUAUGGAUAGUAACAUUACCCAGAUCAGGUACCACGCUAACUCAGGAAAUGGUAUGGCAAAUAUGCAAUAAUUUGGAUAUAGAUGGAGCUGGCAGAGAGUAUUUAGUCAAACGCUAUACAUUUUUCGAAUAUGCAGCCCGUUUUGAUGAGGACCAAUUAAAAAAACUCUUAGAAUUUAACAAGGACAACCCAAAAAAAUUUCAGGACGUUCAGGAAAUAUUUACAAAGCCAUGGGAUAGAAAUUGGCCUCAAGACAAACAAAGAUUCAUAAAAACUCAUCUACCGAUAUCUUUAUUGCCCCGUGACCUUCUGACCUCAGGAUGCAAGAUAAUAUACGUUGCCAGAAGCCUUAAAGAUAUGAUGGUGUCCAGAUAUUAUUUAAACAGAAAACAAUUUAAAGAUGGCAAAACCAAUUUUGAGGAGCUCUGGGAAUUAAUGGAGAAAAAUUUAUGCAUAUCUUUUCCCUAUUGGGACCACAUACAGGAAGCCUGGGAAUUAAGAAACAACAAAAACGUGCUCUUCAUGUAUUAUGAAGAUAUUGUUAAGUUUCCGAAAGAGACCAUAUUGAAAACAGCACAAUUCUUAGAAAAACCGUUGACCGACUCGCAAGUCGACAAACUUGUCGACCAUCUAAAAGUCGACAACUUCAAAAAGAACGAUGCAGUCAACAAGGACUACCAGGAUUUCAUGCCCAAAUCUGCUAUAGAAGUGGAAUUUGUUCGAAAAGGAAAAGUCGAUUCUGCCAAGGAAGAGUUUUUCGACGAAAAACUGACCAAAAGGGCUGAUGAUUACAUUGAAGAGAUGUACAAAAAAUACGAAUUUAGAUUUCCUAAUUAUACGUAAAUGUUACUUUUAUUUUUUUAUGUGAUGAAAAAUGCCUCAUUUAUGUGAUAGGAAUUUUAAUUAAACGAAUUUUUAAAA
Messenger RNA from Brassicogethes aeneus, 6467 nucleotides. The record is from the annotation of a GenBank genome assembly. NCBI's taxonomy places the organism in Eukaryota, Metazoa, Arthropoda, Insecta, Coleoptera, Nitidulidae.